AUGCCCCUGUCCCUUCAAAAACAGGUCAGGCCUCCGCCGACCCAACAAGAGUCUGCAUCUAAGGUGCAGAAGACAGCCGACCGGCAAACUACCGGCGGCAAAUCAAUAAGGGUCCCAGACGGGCCUGGAUCUGCGGAUGUGCUUUCUGCCAUCCCAUUGAGGACCGCAACCGGUCCCUCUGAAGGCCGUUCGGGCCGCCAAGAUAAUUCUCCCCGCUGGCCGGACGGGGCACAAUAUGCCCGGGCCAUGCUGAAAGCCGUCCCCAGGGACGAGAAGGAGGCGAUCCCUGGGAUCAACUCCUUUAAUGCCGACCGGGUGCUGGUCGACCUGGCCGACGCUAUGCUGCGCGUAGAGGGGCUCAAACGAGCUUAUACCCGCAAGUCUGAGGAGGUAAGGAGAAGCAAACGGGCUGUUGAUGACGCCCAUAAUGUUGCUGACUACUCUUUGUACAUGCAUGGCUUAGAAUCUAAAUCUAUACGCAUGGAACAGGCGGAGAAGACCAAGGCCCUCCAACAGCAGAUUGAUCAGCUGAAAAACCAAGUUGACCAACUGCAGGCGUCCCUGGAUGAUGCCAAUAAAAAGUUGGAGGAACAGAUAGAGCCCCUCCAACGGCUGAGCAAGGCGGAGACUGAAAAUGGCCGCCUUGCCAAAGAGAAUGACCGACUGCGCAAAGAGGCGGCUGCUGCCAAUGAGAACUUCAAGGCCACCUUGGAGUCAGAGCAGGAGAGGCUCAUUGAAGAGAAUGAGCAUGACUGUGCAAACCGGAUGCAACGGGCGUUUUCCCUUAUCCACCCGGAGGCGGACUUCACCGAGACCUACCAGAAGAAGCUCGAAGAAACAAGGAUUCAGGGGAUUCAGAAGAGUCCCAAUGAGUUGUACUGGGAGACGGUGGGUGGGCGCAAUAAGAAGGGUCGUGUGAAGGGACUUGGCCAAAGUGCAGAGCUCUACUAUGGCAACUGGAUGGGUCGAGCUUCCCGUUCUUCACAGCAAUACGUGUCGUCUGUUGAUAUGCAAGACCAGAUGGAACAUAGGGUGCAAGCUCUCCAAACUCAAAUGGAAGCCGAGAUGCAAAGGCGAAUUGACUCCCGAAUGGCUGAAAUAGAGAGGAGAUACAGGGAGAGUAUGGAUGAGAUGAUGAGUCGUUUCACCAACAACGACGCAUGUUCCACCAUUCAUCCUCAGCAUCGAGACCCAAGGGACGACCCGGGUAGUGGUGAAGCAGGCCAGGGUACCCAGGCGAUUGCGUAG
Chenopodium quinoa (quinoa) is the source of this 1248-nucleotide messenger RNA. RefSeq names its product tropomyosin-like. Bases 1 to 1248 code for a protein of 415 amino acids. The record is from RefSeq and is a predicted model, not a curated record. The transcript has 5 exons. NCBI's taxonomy places the organism in Eukaryota, Viridiplantae, Streptophyta, Magnoliopsida, Caryophyllales, Amaranthaceae.